This is a messenger RNA of Laccaria bicolor S238N-H82, 2832 nucleotides long. Its product is annotated as Mg-transporting ATPase. Gene Ontology annotation, biological process: monoatomic ion transmembrane transport; magnesium ion transport. The transcript has 13 exons. Gene Ontology annotation, molecular function: ATP hydrolysis activity; ATP binding; P-type magnesium transporter activity. NCBI's taxonomy places the organism in Eukaryota, Fungi, Basidiomycota, Agaricomycetes, Agaricales, Hydnangiaceae. The record is from RefSeq and is a predicted model, not a curated record. Gene Ontology annotation, cellular component: membrane. Bases 1 to 2832 code for a protein of 943 amino acids.
AUGGAAAAAAAGUACGAGCGUCUUUCUACAACUCGCAAGACUAAACCAGUGGUCGAGGACAAUACUCUUGACAAGCGAGAACGAGUCGUUCGCGAGAAAUUAGCACGUUUUGCCCGCAUUCCCGGGUCUACCAUCUUCGCCCUCGAGCCUAACGCAAGCCCAGCGGGACUAUCGGGCGAAGCGGCCCGCUUGGCCCUGGAAAGGCAUGGUCCCAAUAUAUUCGCAACAGAGCGCGCUCCUCGGGUCAUAGCUCUAUUCCUGGGGGCUCUGUUCAACCCGUUCAAUGUGAUUCUUCUGGUACUGGCGAUUGUUAACAUUGCGACGGGCGAUAAGGCCACCUUCACAGUCAUGGUAGUCAUGGUUAUGGCGUCAACGGGUUUACGAUUCUGGCAGGAAUUGAAGUCGGUAUCGCAAGCUGCCAAGCUCCUCAAUUCCAUAACCACUCGGGUUCGGGUCCUCCGCUCUAAUGAAGAGGUUGAGCUUGACCGAAAAGAAGUCGUACCAGGGGAUGUAGUCCUUCUUUCUAGUGGAGACGUCUUUCCUGGCGAUUGUGUUCUCUUUUCCGCAGAGGGUUUGACUGUCGCGCAAGCCUCGUUGACAGGCGAAUUGAUGCCUGUUGAGAAGACUGUUCGGCUUGGUCUUCCACCGCCGGAGUACGAGUUCAACAUCAUUGACAACGAGAACAUCUGCCUUGCGAGCACAUCUGUCGCUACGGGUAGCGGACGCGCCAUGGUCAUUUCGACAGGUGACGAGACCUACAUGGCUUCGAUCGCCAAGGAUUUGGCUAAGAAGAGGGCCCCUAACAUUAUGCAGGUUGGUGUUAGGAGGGUCAGCUAUCUCUUGUUGGCUUUCAUGGGAGUAAUGGUACCCAUUGUCUUUGUAAUUCAAGGCGGUAUCAGUAAGGACUGGAAGGGCGCUGGCUUCUUCGCCAUCUCUGUUGCGGUUGGUAUCACACCUGAAAUGCUUCCCAUGGUUGUGGCCGCCAAUUUGGCACUCUCGGCCGUGCGAGUGGCACGUAAAAAAGUGAUUGUCAAACGUUUUGACGCGAUUCAAAGCCUUGGCGCUGUCAACAUCCUCUGCUCAGACAAGACGGGCACUCUGACAAUCGACCUCAUCCGAGUAUCUGGUUCGACUACCGGUUCUGGGGAUCCUUCGGAUCUGCCCCUUAAGCUAGCCUACCUGAACGCUGCAUUGCAAACUGGAACCAGGGGUCCCAUCGAUCGCGCCAUCAUUGACUUCUUCAAAAACGUACCUGUCAAGUCUGCUGAGGACGACGGUAGUGAAGUCGAAGAUGAUGUCAAAAUCGAGGAGUGGAACAAAUUGGCCGAGGUCCCUUUUGAUUCUACACGUCGCCUGCUCUCAGUUCUCGUCUUCCACUCCCAAGCGGGAAUUGACGAGAAGGGGCUGUUGGUCACCAAAGGAGCAGUCGAGGAAGUACUUGACCGCUGCUCUCAAAUGUACGACCAUGCCUCGUCUUCCUCCUCUCUGUCUGAGCCGACCAAGUUGGACGACUUCAAGCCCAACAAGGCCUCGCCGCUCACCGUCGACGCUCGACAGCGGAUCCUCGGCACGGCUGAGAGGCUCAACGGAGAAGGACUUCGACUUGUGGCUGUGGCUUGUAAAUCGUCGGUUGCCCUGCCUUUUAUGACGUUAAACACCGAUGACGAGACCGACCUUGUCUUCAUCGGACUUGUUGGCUUUUUGGAUCCUUUGAAAUCCGAUGCUUCUGAGGCAAUCGAUAGGCUUGCUAAGCUGGGCGUCCAGGUCCGAAUCCUCACUGGCGACGCUCCAGCCGUUGCUGCCAAAGUCGCCCGAGAUCUUGGUAUCCUUCCUUCCAAGUCUUCCUCCCCCGAUCACCUCAGCAUCCCAGAGGACGAGAAAGAUUUGAUGAUCACGGGAUCACAGCUGGCCGCACUCUCCACUGAUCAAGCCGCAUUUGAUGCGGCUCUGGAACGGUGCAUUAUUUUCGCAAAGGUCUCGCCUCAUCAGAAACUUCAAGUCGUGGAAGGGUUACGUAGUGGUGGAGGGGGCCGAGUUGUCGCAUUUUUAGGCGACGGGGUUAACGACGCUUUGGCGAUUCGCGCGGCUGACGUCGGGAUUUCUGUGGAUUCGGGAACCGAGAUCGCCAAGGAGGCAGCCGAUGUUAUUCUGUUGGAAAAAAGUCUUGAUGUCAUUGCCCAUGGUGUUUUGCAAGGCAGACAAACGUUCAUCAAUACAAUUAAGUACAUCAAGAUGGCCACCUCAUCCAACUUUGGCAAUGUCUUUUCUGUCCUCGCGUGGUUGCCUUACCAGCCAAUUCAACCCCUUCAGCUUCUCUUCCAAAACUUGCUGUAUGAUUUCUCCCAGGCUACAAUUCCCUGGGAUAACGUCGACCCGGAAUAUCUCGCCGCUCCAACCACUUGGAAUGCCAGGUCAAUUGCACGCUUCAUGAUUUUUUUGGGCCCAACUUCCAGCGUAUUCGAUAUCUGCACCUUCCUUAUCAAUUGGUACCGAUUCGGAAUCCGAGACCAGCAUUCUCCCCUGGUUUCCCUUGCCCAGACUAAUUGGUUUUUGGAGGGUGCCAUAACUCAGCUCUUCAUUAUCCAUUUCCUCCGAACAGGAAAAAUUCCCUUUAUCCAAUCACGAGCGUCUGUCUCCGUUGUAGCCCUCACUACUUUGGUCAGUGGCAUAGUAUUCGCCAUUCCUUACAUUCCCAAGCUCAGUGCCGCACUGGGGAUGACGCGUCCUAAACCCGAGUUCUAUGGCUUCUUGGUGGUCAUGGUUACGGGCUAUGCGAUUUUGGUCCAUAUCGUGAAGGUAAUCUAUCAGCGUAUGUUCAAGGAAUGGCUUUAG